GGGAUUACGCGCAGUGGUUGGGGUAGGUCGCCUCCACCUCCGCUCCUCUUGUCCUGGCUUUGAGCGGGGCUGGGUUGAAAGCUGUGCGUGCGUUUUAAAAAGACUCCCCACGCCACACCGCGCUCCGUAGCUGCUCGUUUGUUUAUCCCCUGCGCGCACACAUCCAUCACUCCAACCUCAAACAAAACUGCACUUUUCCCUGGACCAAAAUGACGCAGUGGAUGUGUGCGCAACCGCGGCUUACCUGAACAAGUGGACUUUUACGCACGGUUUGGAUAUCUUAUUUUAUCACGCGCUGCGGUCGAUUCCUGCAAAUAAACCUUUUCCUUUUAAAACCAGAGCCUGAACACAAGACUAUGCAGUUGUUUUUGCUUUGUCUUUAACACCCCCACGUUGUCUAACAUCUUGUAAUAGGAUUUGCCAUCAUUUCAAGCUGGACCAGUGGGGACACGCGUACUAGGGACUCAACAAAGGCACCCCCCCGGGAUCUCCUCGUCUUUUUUACAUCUUUUUACGUCUUUUUUCUUGAUCAUAAUGGGGCUACCUGCGCUGGAAUUUAGUGACUGCUACCUGGACAGCCCCUUGUUCAGAGAGAGGCUCAAAUCCCACGAGCUGGAGCUGGACAAGACCAACAAGUUUAUCAAGGAGCUUAUCAAGGAUGGAAAGGCGCUAAUACAAGCCUUCAAAAGUUUGUCUACGGCCAAGAGGAAAUUCGCUGACUCCCUGAACGAGUUUAAGUUUCAGUGUAUCGGCGAUGCGGAGACGGACGACGAGAUGUGUAUAGCCAAAUCGCUCCAGGAGUUUGCAGCUGUGCUUCAGAACCUGGAGGACGAGAGAACACGGAUGAUUGAAAAUGCAAACGACGUAUUGAUCAUGCCUUUGGAGCGCUUCAGGAAGGAGCAGAUCAGUGCGGCCAAGGAAGCCAAGAAAAAAUAUGACAAAGAAACGGAAAAGUAUUGUGCCGUCUUGGAAAAACAUUUAAGUUUAUCGGCGAAGAAGAAGGAGUCCCAUCUACACGAGGCCGACAACCAGGUGGACAGCGUACGGCAGCAUUUCUACGCGGUUUCUCUGGAGUACGUGUUCAAAGUUCAGGAGGUGCAGGAGAGGAAGAUGUUUGACUUUGUUGAACCUUUGUUAGCGUUUCUCCAGGGCCUGUUUACAUACUAUCACCAUGGAUACGAGCUCGCCAAAGACUUCAAUCACUUCAAGACCAACCUGACCAUCAGCAUACAGAACACGAGGAACCGUUUCGAGAGCACGAGGUCGGAGGUGGAGAGUCUGAUGAAGAAGAUGAAGGAGAACCCUCAUGAGCACAAGAGCGUGAGCCAUCACACCAUGGAGGGAUACCUCUUUGUACAGGAGAAACGUUCUUUUGUAUCUACCUGGGUGAAGUACUACUGCACAUACCACAGGGAACCCAAGAGGAUCACUAUGGUUCUUUUUGACCCCAAAUCAGGAGGGAAAAUGGGAGAAGAGGAAAGCUUUAUUCUCAAGUCUUGCACUCGGAGGAAAACGGACUCGAUAGAAAAGAGGUUUUGUUUUGACGUGGAAGCCGUUGACCGGCCCGGCGUCAUCACCAUGCAGGCGCUGUCAGAGGAGGACCGCAGGCUGUGGAUGGAGGCCAUGGACGGACGGGAACCUGUUUACAAUCUCAACAAAGACAACCAGACGGAGGGCAUGGCCCAUCUGGACGUGAUCGGGUUCAACGUGAUGAAGAAGUUUAUUUACGCUGUGGAGACGAGAGGUAUCGAUGAACAAGGCUUGUACAGAAUUGUUGGUGUUAGUUCCAAAGUCCAAAAACUACUGAGUUUAGCGAUGGAUCCCAAAACAUGUGCUGAUGUUGAACUGGACGGCGGCGAGUGGGAGAUCAAGACCAUCACAAGUGCAAUCAAGUUCUAUCUCAGAAUGCUGCCAGCUCCACUGAUGACGUACCAGUAUCAGAGGAGUUUCAUCAAAGCUGCCAAGCUGGAUAACCAGGACACUCGUGUGAGGGAGAUCCACGCGCUGGUUCAUCGUUUGCCUGAAAAGAACAGACAGAUGCUGGAGCUGCUCAUGAAACACCUGGCCACCGUCGCCAGUCAUCACCAGCACAACCUCAUGACCGUGGCGAACCUGGGCGUGGUCUUCGGUCCCACUCUCCUGCGACCCCAGGAGGAGACUGUGGCGGCCAUUAUGGACAUCAAAUUCCAAAACAUCGUCGUGGAAAUCCUCAUCGAGCACCACGAGAAGAUUUUCAGGGAGGCGCCAGUGGGAGCGUCUAACUCUCAACCGUCCCGAAGAGGAAGUGCGGUGAACAGGACGCCGUCGUGCUGUGAGAGGCCGCUCACGCUGUUCCACACGCCAACGCACUCCCAAAAGAGUGAGAAGAGGAACAGUGUGGCGAGCGCUCCCGUGGCGGAGCUCCAGUCCAACGCGGCCAACACAGCCAACUGUAACAGCAGCAGUAGCAGCAGCAGCGGCAGCAGCCAGGGCCGGACCCCGAGGAACAGCCUGACCAGCACAGAUGGAGAGCAGGAGGGCAAGCACAACAGGCCCUGCUCACUGUUAAAUCCCAAGAACAGAAGCAGCAUACCAACCAGUACUUCCUCUCCCAGUCCUACGUCGCCUCGCUCGCCGUCCUGGCCCAUGUUUUCCGCUCCAUCGAGCCCACACCAAAUGUCCUCCACAUCCAGCGACUCCUCCCCUGGAAGUAUCUCGGGGAGGAAAGCGAGGGCUCUGUACGCCUGCAAGGCCGAACACGACUCCGAGCUGUCCUUCAUCGCCGGGACCAUCUUUGAAAACGUUCAUGCAUCCAGAGAGCCGGGCUGGUUGGAGGGGACCCUGGGCGGACGCACUGGACUCAUCCCGGAAAACUACGUGGAGUUUGUAUAACCAAGAAACUGGAUCACCAAAUAGACUGGGGUACAAAACUGGACCGAACAAACCAGACUGGAGAUGUGGUAUCGAAACUUGCACUGGAUAAAAUGAAAAAGACCAAAACUGGCCGUUAGUAUUGAUUUCAUGUUUUUUUUGUUUUUUUUUUCCUUGAAGACAAUAUAAUAAUGGACUUGGAAUGUGUUUGUGCGAAACAAAACAACAGCGGGGGCAGGAUAGGAAAAAGAGUCGCUUUGAAAUGCGCCGAGGAGCUGGACUGUCCUUCCUUUUCCUUCCUGGACAAAACCUUCACCUCAUAUGUCAACAAGAACAGGCUUUUAGAUCGAAAUUAAAGAAAUAAAAUGAAAUAGGGCUGCGCAAUUUAGAUUUUUUAAGUGUUUUUUAAAAGUCGAAACCAAUACAAUGUGCGGAAUAUCGCCGUCAGCAAAAAAAUAACAUCAAUUUUAACAUAAAUUAUUAGUUUUAUCGUGAUUUUUUCUGGACAUUCAAAGUUUCUGUCCAAUUUGGUGUUAUUUUUUUACAAUUCCCACUUGCAAAAUGGCAGAAAUGUAAUGCGUUACACAGGCGAUGUCGCGAUUUCGGUGAAACGCCUCGCAAAAGGACUCGCCAAAAGGACUCUACUGCAAUCAAUCCGCCAAUUUUACAGUUAAAGAGCGAACUACUUUGAAGACGUGCGAUUACUUUCAAACAAAACAACAAAAACGUGAGAAUUCAAGAUGGAAAACAACAUUUUAAAAGCUUUGUCAGUCCCAAAACAUUAUAUUCUACCUUCAAAAUCUCCGUUUAAUAAUAAUUGUAGUGGAUUUUUUAGGUUAAUCUGCGAUAUUUUGUGCAACCCUGCUCUUUGUGAACCACGCCAGCAGGUUUAACACUGGAGAGGAGCGCUGAUUCUUUGGGACAGGACUGAACUUGGAGAAAGUCCCGGGGCAGAUUCAGACGACGGGACGAUGUGUAACUCGGAGCGGUUCAGGAAAAGGCCACCAGCAAGUCACAAGCAGGCCAGGUGUUUGCUAAGACAGGUUCAGUACAAUAACAGACUGGUUCCCAUUACAUUCAAGUGUGAGAAAAUGGCAGAUUAGUUUUGUUUUUUUGUUUUUUUUUACCUUGGAUCUGGUAUCCUCGUGCUCAAAUCUGGUUCUUUAGGCACAAUGGGCGUGUGUAUGCAUUAUAAAAGCUAGCACUCCCUUAAUCUUUUAAAAUAUGUUAAAUAUAGGAGCCACUUUUAUUCAUAUUGGCCAGAUAAAUAUGCUGUUUGUGCGUGAGGGGGAAGGGUUCAUUUUUUUGUUUUUAAAGGAGCUGUACCUGAGUUUUACUGUCUUUACAAACACGCAAAACAGAACUAGUUUGUUUUAAAUAGUUAGCAAUGGUCCAAAGUUAUCAAUUUACCUUAUGCAUGCCGAGUAUCCUAAUUCUUCACAAAGUUUAUAAGCGCUUUUACAAGAGCGGAGUUUUGCCGUGACAGUAAAGCUAACAACAACUAGCAUGUUAAUGUGCACUUCCUGGAUAUAAAAUGAGUAUAAAAUGGUUUCUUUUUAGAUGCAGACAGGUCGCAGCUGCUUAUACAAUAUAUAUCUGUACUGGAGCGGGGCAAAUUUUGCUCAAAUACAUGUAAAACAAUUGGGUACAGAACCUUUAAGGUGACUAUUGCGAAAAAAAAAAAAAAAAAAAAAAGCAGCGUAAUCUCACACAGUAUUCAAUAACAACACAAUAUUACGUUUAUGGAGGAAAUAUUUCAAUAUAUUUCGUUCAUUUAAGCUCAAAUACAGUGAAUGAACCUUGGUCUGCGCUGGGCUUCAGUGAACACGUGUAAAAUACUGUAAAAGGGACAUGUGACUUUUAAACAGCAACAUUUUUAGACAAAUGUGAAAUGAGACUACUUUGUUCAUAUCUUAUUUAUACUUUGAAAAGGCUGAGCUGAUUUGUGUGCUGUGUUAAUGACUUUGUAAAUACAUAAACAACAUUUGAUAAGGUAAAAUUUUAAGUAUGAAAUUUUAUAUUUUAGCUAACUACUAACUUAAUUCCUUGUUGUUUGCCCAGAUUUUGUAUCAUUUGAGUUUGUAUGCAGCCUUAAAUAUGAUUUCAAAUGUGAUUUGAAAAUACCAUCAAUAAAAUACAUGUGAUUGA
Messenger RNA from Periophthalmus magnuspinnatus, 4998 nucleotides. RefSeq names its product rho GTPase-activating protein 26-like. Gene Ontology annotation, molecular function: GTPase activator activity; protein binding. The coding region runs from base 535 to 2871 and encodes 778 amino acids. Gene Ontology annotation, biological process: signal transduction. The transcript is spliced from 24 exons. Lineage: Eukaryota; Metazoa; Chordata; Actinopteri; Gobiiformes; Gobiidae. The record is from RefSeq and is a predicted model, not a curated record. Gene Ontology annotation, cellular component: cytoplasm.